Molecule: messenger RNA, 8395 nt
Organism: Sebastes umbrosus (honeycomb rockfish)
Lineage: Eukaryota; Metazoa; Chordata; Actinopteri; Perciformes; Sebastidae
Gene: bend5
Product: BEN domain containing 5
Exons: 6
Coding region: 275-1630 (451 amino acids)
Biological process (GO): negative regulation of DNA-templated transcription
Molecular function (GO): DNA binding
Source: RefSeq, a predicted model, not a curated record
UUUUUAAAAUGUUUAUGACCCAAAUAAAUCAAAAUAGUUGUUUUAAAUACUUCAGUAUCUGUCCAUCUCUUGAAGAAGUUAAUGCCAUGUCCAUUACUCAUGCCUUGAUGAUCUACCCUGGUGAUGUGGACCAGGCAUGAGUAGCCGAGCACAGACACCAACCCCCCCUCUAUGUGUGUAUAUAUUUUUUUUUAAUACUUUGUGAGGAAAAAAAAAAAAAAAAACUGUCAACCAUAUCCAAAGUGCAAAGGACCAAAGAGAAGUAGAAAAAAUAAUGUAUGCUUUUGUUAGAUUCUUUGAAGACGACAUGUGCUACGCGUUGCCCGUUUCCAAUGUGGAAGAUCUCAGACCUCUGCACAAAACAGAUUUUGAUAAUCAGAAGGUGUAUCUGGUUCACAGAACUGAAGAGGAGAAUGGCAGCGCAGGCCAGCCGAGCGAAGCACAGAUCCUUGCCCUUGCAGAUACAGUAGAGGAAUUUGAAGACAGUAUAAUGCAAAAGAAGAUGAAAAUUCCCAAGAUGUCCAUCAAGAAUUCAGGAAACUCUAUUGAGAACAAUAUUGGAGAGGAGAGAAUGCCACUCAGACAUAAAAAGGCCCUGUCUCAGGAUCACGGGCGCCCCCUUUCCAACUCCUCCAAGAGCCUGGCAGCAGUAGUGGCUCGCCUGGAGAGAAACGCAGCGAGCUCCUGCAUGGAGGGCGAAGAGGAUCUGGACGAGGACCGGCUGGCCGAGGAGGGAGAGGAUGCGGACGACGAAGACGAAGAUAUGGAGGCAGAGCAUCAGCAACAUCAUCACCAGCAGCAACAACAACAUUUGGAGGUGGACACGGAUUGUGUGUCUGGGGUAGCUGCAGCAGUGGUUCCUAGAGUCCUGUACGAGGAGUUGGUUCACAGCUACAGGCAACAGGAGGAGGAGAUGAGGAGGCUGCAGCAGGAGCUGGAAAGAACCCGCAGGCAGCUGGUGCAGCAGGCCAAGAAGCUGAAGGAAUAUGGCAGCUUGUUGACAGAAGUCAAAGAACUGAGGGACUUCAACAGGAGGCUGCAAGACGUACUUCUCAUGAGACUGGGCAGCGAGCCUAUGCAUGACAAUGGCACUCAGACAAUCAAGGCUGAAGUGGUUGAACCCAUUGUUGAGGUCCAGGAGACAUGCAGAGAAGAAGCCAACACCAGUUCCAGCUACUCACCCUCACCCAGAACAGUAUACACCUGUAACGAUGGGAAGGUACACCUCGGUGGAGGGAUCUGGGUGGAGGAAGAGAAGUGGCACCAGCUGCAGCGGACGCAGGGGGACUCCAAGUUCACAAAGAACCUGGCUGUAAUGAUCUGGGGCACAGAAACCCUCAAGAACCGUAGUGUCACUGGAGUGGCCACCAAAAAGAAGAAAGACGCCCUGCCUAAACCUCCACUGUCGCCCAGCAAACUGAAAAUCGUAAGAGAGUGUCUCUACGACAGAGUGUCUCAAGAGACAGCCGACAGUGCAGAGAUUACGCAGAGAUUGUCCAAAGUGAACAAAUACAUUUGUGAAAAGAUAAUGGACAUCAACAAGUCCAUCAAGAACGAGGAGCGGCGGGAAUCCAAGCUGCUCAUCAGACAGACAGUCAAGAUGGAGAACUUCACCUACGAUGGCAUGUAGUGAUCAACUGUUGUCACGCCAGCGCCUUCUGCCCCCCCCCAACGUGGUCCGGAUAUCGAGGGGGACCUGAUAUGGGUGGUUGGGGGAUGUUUGUCACAGUUUCAGGAGCAGUUUUUUCUUUGACACAUCGGAUUGGUUAUUAUGUGAAACGUUAAAACGAAAAGAGCCCUUCCCAGCUCCCUGCAGAGCAACCGUCACCUCCCUCAGUGUCCAGUUCUCCCAUUGGCUGACAGACAGCUUUACCCACCAGUGUGAACUAGUUUGAUAUGAGCUGGUAUGAGUGUUUUUAUAAGCUUUACAGUGGGAUUGGUACAGAGAUGUGGUUUAUUGACGUGUGUGCAUUUGUGUCAAAGGAGAGAUUAGAUGUAAUUGUUAAAAUUGAUUUAUUGUUCUGUGUCAGAACAUAGUUUUGAGUCCUUAAACUUUUAAAAAGUAAGGUUAUUUCCCUAGAUAAAGUCUUCUGAUGCUAUAAAGAUGAUGAUGCUAGCCUGCGUUAGAUCUUAGACGUGUGGAUAUUUUUGGUGACUAACUGCUGGGAGUGUUUGCUGUUGGUACUUACUGCAUAAAAAUGGGACAGCAUGGGUCUCAAAUGCACAAGUCUUAAUUGGUAACAGCCAUAUUGCAUUUUGCAACAGAGAUUCUGUUCCUCCAAGAGAUUAAUUAGAAGUGUGUGCACCACCUUGACUGUAGGUCAAUCACAACACUUUGCUUUAUUAAAAAGACGGCUUACAGGGGUUAAAUGGGAAGUGUGACUCUAAUGUGGAGUCUAUAGAGAGCUAUAUUUGUUUUGUUUUUUAUGUUGACCUUUCAGUUAUGAGCAUUUGCCAUCAAUGUUAAGAGGUUUGGAUGGGAUAUUUCUGUGUUACUCUUAAUCAAACAUGUCACUUUCAGACAAUUUGACUGUUUAAUGAGUUGUAGUGGUACAGGCACUUUGAUGCCUAGAAAGGCCUUAAAUGGAUUUGGCAAUCACCGGGGGCCAGUGUGCCCCUGGGUUUUCUAGUAAGCUGUGAUUGUAAAUGUAUCGUAAGCUGAAGCGAUGAAGCUUCACCUGCACUUUGCUGUGAGAAUGUGAGAGGUGGCUAGGUACUAUUUUCUGUGCGAUUCACACCAUUAAGUUGAGCUGAGCCAGGCUACUUGCUACCCCCCCCCCUCCCCUUCCCUCCCUCUCUUCCUCCUCUUGUAGUUAAAAGAUGCUGCGCUGCACGGGACAACGUGGGGAAGAGAAUCAGGGCACGGUUCAGGUCAUCUUCAUGUGGAAGCAGUGUUAGCUGUGGGUAAAGCUGUCUGAAACACGAUUGUGCUGUUUGAAGUCGUCUGGGCCUGCUGAACCCCAUAAUAACCCCCUCUUUUUUUUUUUUUUAAGCCACGCCACUGGGGAACAAAGUAAGGUCGCUCCAGUGACAAUUUCCUCUGAGCUAUGCCAUCAGAACUUUGAAAAUGUCCUCUUUUUCUUGUGUUUGUUUUAUGUUUUUUAUUUUUUUCUCUCCAGUUGUUUUGAUCCAAAAUGGUUUGUGUGGCUGUCUGCAGGCUGGAACUAAACGCUGCAGAUUGAAAUCUCAACUGUGACCUAGCUGUGGCUAACUGUGAAUCUGCUGCAGAGCUGCCCAUCAAGCCUCGCUCCUCUUCAUACUCUAGAUUUCUUGUUUGUCGGUUGGUUUAUUUCUGUCUAUCAUUUUGUCUGUCUCGGUUUUUUUUGUUAUUUCAAAAGUUCAGAUCAGCCUUUUGUUAAGCUACCUUAUGUUUUUGGAGAUAUUUUAGUGUACAUAAAACAUAUUUUUUUUAAUUUUGUUUUCCACCAAACAUGGACAUUUCAGUUUCUAGUCAUGUUACAGUUCUAAAGGUUCUGGUCAAGUUUUGGUUUAUCUAAUUGAUGUUGUGAUUCCAUGUUACCUGACCAUUUCUUGUGUUUCUUUUCUUAUAUAUUUUGUUUUUUUGUUUUUUUUUAAUGAAUUGUUGGCUUUAAGCUUGAUGUUGUAUCCAAAUGUAGAUCAGUUGGAAUCUACAAACAAAUGAAAAAAAGAUCUCCCUUUCUUAGCCAAAGUGAUCUCUGUGGAACAAGAGAGACAAGGCUUCGCUUAAUAACAGAGCCCAUACAUUAAGCUACAUUCACAACAUUCGAUAUUUAAUAAGCCUCACUUAGAUAUCUACCUUCUAACCAUCUACCACAGUUAAGAUGACAAUUUGUAUCCAUUGUACUCAAUUGAGAUGCAGUAGUUAGAUCAACACAAACCAUUUACAUUGAACGCACUUUAAACUUCUGGGCAAUUUCUUCAAUCUUAAAGAAAUGUAUUUGUGGUAUUUGUCCUUUUGUUAAAAAUGGCUAUAUAGAUAAAGCCUAACAAUCAUUGUAUUAUCAUGAAGCACCUUAGAACAUUUUGGUUUGUUGUUUUCUAUGGCAAGAAUGAGUUAUAGGAUAUAAUUUUGUUUUGCCAAUCAGAUAAGCCCCUGACAUACCAAUGCUCCAAAAAGAGCUCGAUAGAUUUAAUACUUCCAGUUACUACUUCAAAGUACUACUACUUCCGAAUAGUUAAAUCUUUGAAGAUAUAUUCGGGGUGUUUAGAAAAAAGCUCCACAAGUAUGUUGAAACUGGAUCGAUAACUCCAUCACGGCCUCCUGAACAAUAAAUAGCUUUCUUGGUGAGUUGACAAGCAAAAGUAUAAAAAACUCUUCUUGGCUUUCAGGCCCAAAAACAUGAUUCAUCAAUCUAAAGAUAUUUACCUAUAAUAUGUGCAAGCUGACUGGAAUAUGUGCUUUAACUUAAUGUGUGAAGAUGCUGGUUAUGCGUAGAUAUGACUUGUAUAGAGAUAAUUGUGUAUUUUUUACAAAUGAGUGGUAAUUGUAAGCCAAAGUAUUGAAUGCUGAGAUCAAGCUAAAGAAGGGGGGAUGCUGACUGAGGAAUCAGCGAGGUUUGCACAAAAGAUGGCCCAUGCCAAGGUAAUAGAGCCUAGUGAAUCUUAAGACACCAAAAAUGGUGACAUAUUAUUGAUAUUUUCUUUUUGUUCCUAAAAAAAAAAAAUAUCCUUUUCAGCUUUUUCCCUGUACAAAGCAACAUGUGAGGUUUACGUGCGCUAGCAUGUAUUUAAAAUACAUGCGGUUUAAAAAGAAAAGAAAGAAAAGAUUUCUGCUGUGCAAAGCAACCAUGCUGAAAUUCUGACACGUUGUCGUGUUGUUGUGUUUGUGUUCGUUUUCUUUGUUGUUUGAUGCCAAAAGGGGGUGUGGUUAAAAUAAUGCUUUAAGAUAGAGCAUUGAUAGAGCUAUUACAUCAUCUGAAAUGUUAACUUCUUUUCAAAGGCUGGUUUCCUGGAGCGCUAUUAAGCCUAAUCCUUUAACUAAAACCAUCUUUCAUGGAUGAAAGCUGUGUGGAAGUACUGUAUGUUUUUAACCCAGAUUUGGCUUAAUCUGUGAUGGAAAGGCCAAUCUCUAUCAGAUGUACCAAGUUCCUUGCAGACGAGCAAUUGGGGUUUUUGCAGCGUAUUAGUAACAUGCACCAGUACAUAAACUGGUAGAGCCAUUCAUGGACAAUAUAGGUUAGUUAGCUCUGUGACGCAACACCAGACCUUCCAGUACUCUCACUGUCACACUCAAGUAGCGAUAGGGAGGAAAUGUAACCUCGCUGGCUCUGUGAUCCUCUUCCUGUGCCACCUCUAGUUCCUUACUCUCCUGUCAUUUAUACGGACUGGAUUUUAAAAAUGCACAUGUAUCGAGAUAAUAGCAAAUCCUGUCCUCAUCGCUCGGUGUUUUGGCUUAUGUUGUGAACACCUGUCAAAGCUUCAGAAGUGAGGGAGCUUUAUGUUGCUUUUUGACAGUUUGGGGGGAAAAAAAGAGAUCAGUUCUAACUUCACUGUGUGGAACGAGAUAAAUGGUGUCAUCUAGCAGUUUUCACAACUACACAAAACACAUUACUGUUUGAGCCUCAGAUACAAUGUCAAACUUACUUCAAAUGAGAAAAAAAAAAACGGGAGGAACACAUUGUUGGGCCUAUAUUUUUCUUAAGGUAUCAGUAACUUUGUAUACAAUCCACAAACCGGUUCUACUUCAUCUAACUUCACCGUCCUACCUCAUUGUUACUCUGGUGUUUGUUUGUCAGUGACUGUAAACUAUGUGUGUAUAUUAAAAAAAAAAAAAUCUAUAGGAAAAGGUAUACCUGGUUACUCUCAACAUGUACAGCAUAUAAAACUUGUAAAACACCUCAGUACACAAUAUCAUUCUUAGGAGAAAUCAGUUUUAUUACCUGCUUAAAGAUGCUGCUGUAAAAGGGGGUAUCUGCGUGAGGGGUCGUCUCUGAAUAUAUAUCUUCGCUCUUUGCUAUGUCGUGCAGUUGAUCAGUGGUUGUGUUCCGUCUCUGUAUUGCAUUCUGAGAUUUUUACUGGUUGACGGUGCUACCAGCAAACAGUUCAAAAGCUGAUCUGUCUAUCGGACCUCAAAUGGUGCUGUUUUUCUAUGUUUUUAUCCUCAUACAGUUAUGUUUUAUUCAGGUGUGUCAACCGCCACUAUCCCCUCAGCUAAUCAAAAUUUAAGCCAAAAUAUUUCGCGAAACGAUAACCCUGCUAUUACUGUAUCAACUAUAUGCUAUCCAUCCAAAUAUUGUAGAUAGUGAUUAUAUCCUCAGCUGUGAAUUUCAGAAGUACCUCAGAACUUGCUGACUUUCAAUGGAUGCAUCUGCUUCUAGCACCUGUUGUCUAAUAAUAUGACAUUGUUGCAGUGUAUUUUCAGAAAUGUGUAUUUUUACUGGUUAGAUCAGGUUUCACUAUACGUAGGACAUGAUUAUUAGAUCACACUCAGAUGACCAAUACAUUUAAAGGAUACCACUGUUCAAUGGUUGCAUGCCAGAUUGUCAUAAAAAAAGGAAAUCUCAGUUGGACUGGGCAGCAUGUGUUACAGUAGAAGAGGUCCUCAGCAAAGCCAUGUUCUGUUUGAGUCAAGUUUGUUUUAUAGAAGCGGGAUUCCAUUGGUAGUUGUAUUUAUGGUCCGUUAGAAGGGAUUUUGGUAAUAUACAAACUAGAGCCCCGUCUGGUUGAAAAUGAGACUUCAUGUAGACUGUUAUGUUUUUUUUUUAGCCAGUAAGUUUUGGGAUUAUUGAUUUUUAUUUAAUUAACAUUUAAAUCUGUGAUUCCCCAGUUUUAUCUCUUUGUCCCUGAACAAUUCAAAUGUAAUUUCCUGUAUAAAAAAAAUUCAGAAUUCAGUGUAGCAAUUUGUUCAAGAUUGACUUACUAGCCAUGUUUCCAUUCACAUAUUUUAUUUGCAUUAGAAAAGCUGUAUGGAAACGGCGUAACUGCGAAAAAAUAAGUUUUUGCGCUCGCUUGGCGUGGUUUUUGACUUUGUCGAAAAAGAGUCGAUGCGCUAAAUGGGAUAUGGAAACACAUUUGCCAAAUAAAUUUGCACGUAGCGAACAUUUAACUCACAUGACCAGCUGUUUCUGCCAUCGGCGUCUUCUUGGAUACUCCCAUAACGUGCAAAUGCUUGUUUUCGUCUCCGGACGUGGCCAAUACUAGCUGACAUGAAAGAAAAAUUAAAACUUGCCCAAUUGAAACUAAUUCCUGAACACCUCUCCAUUUUUCUCUCGUACAUGGGUUAGCUGGCCAAGCUGACUUAUUUUGUUUCCGGUUCGCAACCUCUUCUUCUUCUACUCUGUUUGCUGGUGGAUUACUGCCUCGCUUAGCCUAUAGCGCCAACAUCUGGGUUUAUUCGCACCAAACCAGUUGAUGGAAACAGACCUAAUUCGCGUUUCUUUUUUUUGUGACAUUUCAAAAGUUUGCUUGACAAUUGAAUGGAAACACGGCUACUAUGAGCUAAAGUCAUAUAUACAGCAUCAUUCAGUGUCUGGACCUGACUUAGUUAUACAAAAAGUGCAUUAUAUUGUCUUUUACCCUGUGUGCAGUGACACCAAUGGAAUCUUUUUGUGCACCAAAGUGUUGUUUUGGUGUACUUUGCUCUACCUGUCAGUAUGUAAAUAUAUGUUUCUUUGUUUCUUUCUUUUUUUUACUCUGACCAUGUCUGUGAACAGGUAAUGUGCUGGGGAGCUCCUCUCUACUGUGAGCAUUGUGUAUGUGUGCGUGUGUGUUCAAAUACACAGCAGUAGGUUUCAUGGAAGCACUUAAGCCAUCCGUUGGACUGUUUCAUAACGGUUCAAUUUUAAGCUUUGCUCUGGUCCAGGGAGUUGACCCAGAGAGUUUUGUGUGUAAUUGAAUUCCUAUGCAGGUGCUGAGUUGUAAUCACCUGGUACCACAUCACUGUUGGGUGGAGAGCCAACCAGGGAGAGAUAACUGGUGUUCAGACCGUUGAAUGUGUCUGCACAGCCCUGAGAUUGAAUCAAAGGGGGACAAUGGCGACAUGACAAAUCCGUACUGAACUAUUACUACAUUUUCAUACUCAUGGAGUUGAAUUAAACUGAGCUAUACAGGGCUGCUUGGGUAUUUACCUGUCUGUAGUUGUAACUGCAUUGCAAUGAUCAUUGGGGGAAGACAGGGUUAUUACUGUAUGGAGUAUUUCCAGUUGGUAUGAUAAUGUGAAAAGAUAUUUGCAGUAAACACUCCCUCACCCUACUUCAGCCUCCCAGAGGCAAACCCUACAUUUACAGAAAAUGUUAUAAGUAUAUGCGAUAGAGAGUGUACAUGUCUUUGCUAAACCGGCCACACCUCUGCUAUGCGAGCAACUCUUUUGACGCUUAGCAUCCUGUUCUGUGUUUUCUCUUGCUGCAUUCAGGAACACCUGUUUAAUGUAUAGAUAAACAGAAAUAAAUCCAGACUUUUAUUCUAUCAGCACAAA